This is a messenger RNA of Dentiscutata erythropus, 430 nucleotides long. The record is from the annotation of a GenBank genome assembly. Lineage: Eukaryota; Fungi; Glomeromycota; Glomeromycetes; Diversisporales; Gigasporaceae.
AUGGCGUUUGAUUCUUCUGAUGUUAAAUUUUUAAACGACAACAUAAGAGACACCGUUUCUCCUGCUACUUAUACUUCAAUAGAUAUAUCAAUAUACUUUAGAAACAAUAAUAUCAGACCUACUUUAGAAACCGUUAUUGAAUGUAUCAUUAGAUUACAAGCAUCAAGGCAUAGGAAUUUUUGCAACCCUGCCAUCGUUAGGGUAAGGGAACUAAUAUUAUUAUCUAUUAGUCCCAAAGAACGAGAUGAUUAUGAAGAUCUUGUUAAUCAAGUUCUCGCUAGAUUAACACCAGCGCCCUCUCUACCGCAAACCCCAGCUAUUCCCACUUUUUCUGUGUCUAGAGAAAUGCUUGAAGGCUUUGAUUUUUGUCCAUAUAUGAGGCACCAAGAACAAAAACAAGAAUAUAAUAGUGCCGAGACGUUAAAUGCGG